Messenger RNA from Spea bombifrons (plains spadefoot toad), 960 nucleotides. Its product is annotated as olfactory receptor 1019-like. The transcript has a single exon. Gene Ontology annotation, biological process: G protein-coupled receptor signaling pathway. NCBI's taxonomy places the organism in Eukaryota, Metazoa, Chordata, Amphibia, Anura, Pelobatidae. Bases 1 to 960 code for a protein of 319 amino acids. Gene Ontology annotation, cellular component: membrane. The record is from RefSeq and is a predicted model, not a curated record. Gene Ontology annotation, molecular function: olfactory receptor activity; G protein-coupled receptor activity.
AUGAAUGGAAAUGAAUCAAACAACACAUUCCACGGAGAGUUUCAUAUCCUGGCAUUUCACAGAUAUACCGAACACCAGCUGCUUCUUUUCAUUUGGGUAUUACUGAUGUACGUUGCCUCCAUGGUUGGCAAUGCAACUAUUAUUAUACUUGUGUGUCUGGAGGCCAAUCUCCGCACGCCAAUGUAUUUUUUCCUCUGUAACCUGUCAGCCCAAGACAUCGUUUAUGUCUCUGCCAUCCUGCCAAAGCUGUUGUACAUCACAAUAACCAGUGACACCAGCAUUUAUUUUUCCUGCUGCAUCACCCAGAUGUUUCUUUUUGCGUUCUGCGUUGGUACGGAAUUCUUCCUUCUGACUUGCAUGUCUUAUGAUAGAUAUGUAGCUAUUUGCCUUCCACUAAGCUAUACUCUUAUCAUGAAUAAGAAGGUAUGCAUCAUUUUGGCCACAUCGUCUUGGUUUCUUGGAGGAUUGAACUCAAUGAUGCAUUCUUUGAUAAUGGCUAACUUAUCCUUUUGCAAUGGUCAAGAAAUCAAUCAUGUCUUCUGUGACGUGAAAACCUUGUUGAAAAUGUCUUGCAGCGAUACCACCAACAUCCAGAUUUUAAUAAUAGUGGAAGGCAUUUUUUUUGGAUUUCUGCCAUUUCUAUUGAUUAUCACUUCCUACGUGUACAUUUUAUGUGCCAUCCUUCAGAUUCGUCAUUCAGCUGGAAGACUCAAAGUCUUUUCUAGUUGCUCAUCGCACGUUACUGUUGUGGUACUUUUUUCUCUGACUUUCCUAAGCGUAAACCUGAAACCAAAGUCUAAACACUCACAGGAACAAGACAAGAUGCUCUCCUUGCUGUACAUUGUUCUGAUUCCACUGUUAAAUCCGCUAGUGUACAGCUUAAGAAAUAAAGAUGUCUUAAAAGCUCUGAAAAAAGUAAUUGCAAGAAAUAUUCCAAAAGUAUACAUAGAAGCACAAUAA